UUCCUUCUGCCCAACACACACAAUCCUGCCCUAGUUACAAGACCCCUCUCCCUUAGUCACACACACUGUUCUGUCAUGCAGCAAACGUGAAACUCUUUUGCUUCAUACCGGUCUCUUGAGAGCAGUUAGAUAGAAUCCUAUUUUUUUACAUUUGCUUCCAGUGAAGAUCAUCCUAGUGGCCUUCACCUGACUCGACUGUAUUUUUUUACCCUUACAUGCGUAAUUCUUUGGCGGGUGGAAGUGCUGACCCGCCAUGUUUCUGGUUUUGGUGGUAACUGAUGAGUUGAGGGAGCUCUUGGCAAGGGCAAGGAGCGGGACUGGCCGUCUUAUCCAGGUGCUGAUCCGAGAUGAGCAGUUGGUUCUGGGUGCAUACUGUGAGCCGUCUCAGUCCUGGGAGAAAGAUUAUGACCACUUCCUGCUUCCUCUACUUGAUCCCCAAGAGCCUUGCUACAUCUUGUAUCGCCUUGACUCUUACAAUGCACAGGGAUACGAGUGGAUCUUUAUUUCUUGGUCACCUGACCAGUCUCCGACCAGACAGAAGAUGCUGUAUGCUGCCACUCGUGCAACAGUGAAGAAAGAAUUUGGUGGAGGGCAUGUAAAAGAUGAGCUCUUUGGCAAUGUGGUGGAGGAUGUUUGUCUUCAGGGUUACAUGCGCCAUGUAUCAUCAAUCUCUGCUCCUGCUCCUCUCACACAUGCUGAGCAGGAGCUGCAGAGAAUCAAAACCACAGAGUGCAAAGUUAAGCAGGUUAUUACAGAGAUGAGUGUGGAAACUAAGCCGCAGACCUUACAGGGGCUGGCCUUUCCGCUACAGGCAGAGGCAAAACACGCUUUGCAGCAACUCGCUAAGAAACACAUUAACUACAUUCAACUGCGGUUGGACACUGAAAAAGAGACCAUUGACCUGGUGCACACUCAACCCACAGAGACACGUGAUCUUCAUCGCAGGAUCCCAACAGACACACCACGCUAUCACUUCUUCCUCUAUAAGCACUUGCACGAGGGAGUCUACUUAGAGUCUGUUGUGUUCAUCUACUCGAUGCCAGGCUACAGCUGCAGUGUUAAGGAGAGAAUGCUGUAUUCCAGCUGUAAGAGUCGGCUGCUGGAGGAGGUGGAGCGAGACUACUAUAUAGAGGUGGUCAAAAAGAUGGAGAUAGACAGCGGGGAGGAUUUGACGGAGCAGUACUUGUAUGAUGAAAUCCACCCUAAGCAGCAUGCUCACAAGGAGGCAUUCGCCAAACCCCGUGGUCCUGCAGGGAAAAGAGGAAACAAGCGGCUGAUUAAAGGAGUGGGAGAGAAUGGUGUGAACAGCUAGAGAGAAAAGAACAUGGGAAACAGGUCCCUGAUCUUCCCUAAAAAUAAUCUGAUUUUGCUGUGUUAAGGCAUGACAGAAUGAAAAAGGUUGAAUUUUUCUUUUUUUUUCUUUUUUCAAAACAAAUUUUGAAUUUGUUGUAUUUUCCUCUUAUUGAUUGUAAUGCAUUUAAAAAUUCAUUAGCUUUGGUUUCAUAAAUCAUAGUUCUUUUAUUCAAAUUUGUGUACACACACAAAAAAAAAAAAGAAACUCAGGAAUUGAAUCUGUAUCUGUAAAUUGUCUGUUCACACGUUUUAUUUAUUCAGAAAUCGAUACAUAACUUCACAGUCAUGUUUCAUCCACAGAUUCAAUUAAUGUUAGUUAUGAAAGUGGACAAUUCAUAUUUAUAUUUGUUUAUUUAAUAUAUUUCACAGCAGCAAAACCAAACAUUGCAGAUCUAAACGAUUAGAAUGUGACUUUUUUGUAAGAUAAAAAAAAUUUCACUGAUGUUCCAGCUGUGAUUUUUGAUCUGUUUUGUUGUUACUGAUUGGAUUGAGUUUAAUUGCUUUAGUAUAAUUAACAUUGAAAAACCUAUAAAACUACAUAUGUAUAUUCAUCAGUGACACUUAUGUCAAUUUCUCUCACUGUUUUGUGUCAUAUCAAAUUGUGCAAAUCAAAAUUUUACUUAGAAUAAAUUAUUUUUAUUAACGGUAAA
Messenger RNA from Silurus meridionalis, 2003 nucleotides. RefSeq names its product twinfilin-2. The record is from RefSeq and is a predicted model, not a curated record. Bases 254 to 1312 code for a protein of 352 amino acids. Gene Ontology annotation, cellular component: cytoplasm; myofibril; actin filament. The transcript has 9 exons. Gene Ontology annotation, biological process: regulation of lamellipodium assembly; positive regulation of neuron projection development; barbed-end actin filament capping. NCBI's taxonomy places the organism in Eukaryota, Metazoa, Chordata, Actinopteri, Siluriformes, Siluridae. Gene Ontology annotation, molecular function: actin monomer binding; actin filament binding.